CAAGAUGGCUUCAGUGAAGGCAUCAUACAGCGAUUUUCUUGAUAUAUCAGUAGUGCUGUGCACGGUGGCAUUUCUUUUACUCCUUUGGCUUGCAAGACAACGAGAUCGUUUUAACCUCCCUCCUGGUCCAUGGGGUUUCCCUGUUGUCGGCGUUUUACCCCUCCUCGACAAAGAUCCCCAGCUGACAAUGAUGAAAUGGGCCAAGAAGUAUGGCAACAUUUUCACCGUCAAAAUGGGAACCACAACAACGGUUAUAUUGAACGGUUAUGAAGCUAUUCGAGAUGUGUUUCAGAAACAGGGAGCCUUGUCUUCUGGCAGGCCGCAUAUUCCGAGUUUCGGGUUUCUCCGUGGGAAAGGUAUAUUAUGCGCUGAUUACAGCAAUGGGUUAAAACGACAGCAAGAGUUUAUCAUAAAAUAUUUAUCAAAGGUUGACGUGGAAAAGCACAUUGAAGAUGAAGUCGACGCCCUUAUCCAAUACAUAAGGCACAAAAACGGACAACCGUUCGACUUUAACAGUGCUGUUAGUGCUUCCACAUCUAACAUCAUAGGGGCCAUAUUGUUUGGUAGCAGACAGGAAUACGUCGAUCCAGUCUUCCAAGCGCUAAUAAAUGCCUACCACAACGCAGUCAAAUUGUGUAGCGAAGCCUCCAUCCAGAACUUUCUUCCGUUUCUGUGGUUUUUGCCUCAGUGCCGAAAAUUGGCAAUUGCCUGGGAAGCUUUCGCAGAAGCCGUUAACCGAAUUCUGGAAAAGCACAAAAUGGGUUACAACCCAUUGGCAACACGAGGGCUUAUUGAUGCAAUUAUACACCAAAUAAACGGGAAGGAGCAGAAUGAAAAUUCGCUGUUUGACACUGAAGACCUCAAAGCUAAUUGUCAAACACUGUACGUUACUGGAUCGGAAACGACGUCGACGGCUUUCACAUGGGGCAUGCUCUUCCUAUUGUCUUAUUCAGACAUCUGCUAGAAGCUCCAAUCAGAG
Lingula anatina is the source of this 979-nucleotide messenger RNA. RefSeq names its product cytochrome P450 2J2-like. The record is from RefSeq and is a predicted model, not a curated record. Gene Ontology annotation, molecular function: heme binding; steroid 17-alpha-monooxygenase activity; iron ion binding. Gene Ontology annotation, biological process: progesterone metabolic process; hormone biosynthetic process. Lineage: Eukaryota; Metazoa; Brachiopoda; Lingulata; Lingulida; Lingulidae.